AUACCUCAAGGGGAACAUCAUCCACGAAUUGCCUACUCAUCAGCUGAAACUAAUGAGAAAUCUGAAGGAGUUGUACUUGCAUUCCAAUUCCCUCGAGUAUCUACCAUCAGAAUUGAGUGAUCUCAGUUCUCUGGAAAUUCUCAACGUGGCUUGUAACCGGUUGACUUCCCUACCUGCAAGCAUUGGGAAGUUAGCAAAUCUCAGGAGCAUCGAUUUCACACAAAACAAAAUCUCACGUCUACCGCAUGGGAUGUGGGAAGCCCCCAAUUUGGGGAAAGUGGUAGGAGCAAGCAACGAGCUAUUGACUCUCUCUUCCUCCAUCAUCCACUGCCAAAGUCUUCACACACUCAUCCUGGACAGGAAUCUUCUCAUGGAGCUUCCUCUCCAGCUUACACAGUUGCCCAACCUCACCUACCUCUCAGUGUGUGGAAACAGACUUACAACACUGCCAUCUGAUUUUUCAGCUCUCACAAAGCUAAAGGUAGUGUAUGCAGAUGGGAACCCAUGUCUCUACUCCAUUCCCGCCUCCCUGGCUGGAAUAGAAUCUCUCGGAGUACAGGGCUGCAAUGUAUCAUUCAGUCAUCAUGCAACCAUGGGAGAAGAUGGGGAAGAGGAAGAGGAAGAAAAUAGGGGAGGUUGUUGCGUGUUAAAAAUAAGAGCACCUCGUGAGCCUGUGCCCCCACUAAUGGAACUUGCAGCAAAAAUGCUUCAUGAGAACCUGAGAGGGAUGUCUCCCCAGCUGCCUUGGUCUUUCCACUCUGUAUUUCCUUACAUCCCGACGUCCCUCUUACCGUGGUUAGUACCCAGAGGUCGCUGUGUCUCUCCCUCGUGCACUCGUCCAGUCUUCUUCAGUCACCACUACAGCUAUCUGGUCCCUGGACUCACCUUCCAAAGACUAACUAUUCUGUCUGAGGCCGGCUACAGCGACCGUCUUCCCAGUGAUUUGUCUGUUUGCCUCGAUUUCUGCAGCCAGCACUGUGCUCAUACUGUACUUUCACUCCUGAAAACCUAACAAUUAAAACACAUGAGCAAGUGUGAAUACAAAUCGCAUAGUCAUAAACACCACUCUCGCGCGUGCGCACAAAGAAACUG
Molecule: messenger RNA, 1092 nt
Organism: Geodia barretti
Lineage: Eukaryota; Metazoa; Porifera; Demospongiae; Tetractinellida; Geodiidae
Source: the annotation of a GenBank genome assembly